Nezara viridula (southern green stink bug) is the source of this 978-nucleotide messenger RNA. NCBI's taxonomy places the organism in Eukaryota, Metazoa, Arthropoda, Insecta, Hemiptera, Pentatomidae. The record is from the annotation of a GenBank genome assembly.
AUGAAAACAUUGUUGGUCAUUAGCUUGCUAGCGACAUGUUUAGCAAAAGACUGGAAAUCUUUUAAGGUGAAUUUCAAUAAGAUGUAUACGGGUCUGUCCGAAGAACUUAAAAGGAUGGCUGCAUAUGAGGCUAACAAAAUGUGGGUUGAAAAUCACAACAAACGAUAUGAAAAUGGGCAAGUGUCAUUCAAAGUUGCAAUGAAUGAAUUUGGGGAUUUGGAUGAUGAAGAGUUUGGAAAAAAAUAUCUGAGUACCACAGGAACUGUCAUGAAUAAACUCAAGAACGUGCAUCAUUCCUUCAAUGAACAAAUAACGUCCGUUGUCCCAGAAUCAAUGAAUUGGACCAUGAAAGGAGCUGUCACACCAGUCAAAGAACAAAAAAGUUGCGGAGCGUGCUGGGCUUUUAGUGCGACUGGAGCAAUAGAAGGACAGAUCUUUAAGAAAACAGGAAAGCUAAUUCCUCUCAGCGCACAGCAUCUGCUGGACUGUAGCUCGAAAUUCGGGAACAGAGGCUGUAAAGGAGGGAUGCCUUUUAAGGCCUUCAGGUAUAUUCUUCAGCACGGAGUUCAGACUGAUGAAUCAUAUCCAUACCUUGGAGAAGAAGGAAAGUGUCAAUACACUGAUAAUAAACAAGUAGUGAAAAUAAAAGCAUUCGCCUUUAUAAAGAAAAUUGGAGACAAAGAAAAUACUUUGAAAACUGCAGUAGCCCAUGUCGGUCCUAUUUCAGCCUGUGUUUGGGCUUCCAGGGCUUAUAGAUUUUUUUCAGGAGGAAUUUACCAGGACGAAGAAUGCAUAAAUAAUACCAAUGUUAAUCAUGCCGUUCUCGUAGUUGGUUAUGGUCGCGAAAAAGAAAUGGAUUACUGGCUUAUUAAAAACUCAUGGGGCAUGAGUUGGGGUGAAUAUGGUUAUGGUAAAAUGAUAAGAAACAUGGAUGACCACUGUAAUAUAGCAUCACGUAACGUAUUUCCAAUAGUAUGA